AUGUCUUAAAUAAAGUUUUGCUUAUCUCACCAAGUGUAUUUUGGACAAGGCGUAUACUUGGUGAGUUCCUAGAAUGAUUGGAAAAUUGAGGAGAGUUGUAGGAUGACUUGCAUAAAGGUAAAGAUGUGUUCAAAUAUGUAGUCUAACCGAUGGGAACUUGUUUUGCAAGUAACGGAUGCCCAAUUGGAGUACAAAUAUGUGAUUGCAGAUUAUGAUAAUCCCUCUGGAGACGUCCAGAUUUGGGAAAGAGGCAACAACAGAAAAUUAAUUAAAUCUAAAUCAAACAGUUCGGAAACCAUAAGUAUAUAAUCAUAUUCAUCAAUAUUAUAGAAGAUAUGUGGGAGAAACGAAUGAUUUCCCUGAAAUUAAUGGCUUUAAACAAUAACUCUUUGGCCAUCGUAAUAGGGAACUUCCCAGCCCUCUCAACUCCGAUUCAAAUGAAAUUGUUAGACAAGAAAUCGAUGAAGUACUUUUCGACUAAAUUUUACAUUGACAUCACUAAUUCGGAAUAAGUGAUUCAAUUUCAAUACUAUUUGCUAAUAAAAGAUCCUAGUAAAGAAUUUUGUAAUUUUUAGCCCCCAUGGAAUUUAUUAGUAACCCAAUAACUCUUGGCAUUUCGGAAAGAAAUUAGGAAAUAUGCCAGGCAGUCUCCUUUUAUAGAAUUGCUCUAUGUUGA
Paramecium octaurelia is the source of this 676-nucleotide messenger RNA. The record is from the annotation of a GenBank genome assembly. NCBI's taxonomy places the organism in Eukaryota, Ciliophora, Oligohymenophorea, Peniculida, Parameciidae.